AUGUCCGUUUGCCGGACUUCGUACGCCAUUUGGCUAGCACUUUGUUACUUUGUGUCCCAUUCCAAUGCUAUUCUCCGUACAUACAACUUGACGGUGCAUAAUGACGUUAAAGCUCCGGAUGGUGUCAGCCGCGAAGUCUUUCUGAUCAAUGGCCAGCUACCGGGGCCGCUAGUCGAGGCAGACGAAGGCGACGAUCUGGAAAUCUUUGUCAAGAACGAGCUCCCCGUUGAUACUUCUAUUCACUGGCACGGGAUUUUACAACGGGGAAGUCCCGAUAUGGAUGGAGUGCCUGGUGUCACUCAGUAUCCCAUACCUCCUGGCGGUAACUUCACGUACAAAUUCUCGGUCAAAGAUCAGUAUGGCUUCUUCUGGUAUCAUUCCCACGUUAGAGCAUACUACAAUGACGGCAUAAGAGGGCCACUCUUGAUACGGCCAUCCCCCCAAAGAUUGCGGCCUUUUGAAAAGCUUGCUCAUAGCUCACACGAGCGCGAUGUCAUUCUGCAGACGGAGAGGGACGCCACAUCCAUUCUUUUGAGUGACUGGACGCAUGAGCUUUCGGACACCAUUUACGCUCGAUACUUUGAGACAGGCGCUUUUCCAAACUGCGUCGACAGCAUCCUUGCUAAUGGAUUUGGGAGGGUUGAGUGUUUACCGGAGUAUAUGCUUCAGGCAGGACCCAAUAUGGGAUAUGAAGAUAUGAACCAGCCUUCUUCAUCAAUGAUGACGAUGUCAAUGGCAAAGCGAAUGGAAAUGGACAUGGACAUGGAAAUGAGCAUGGACGCAUCCGCCACAUCUUCUCAGAUGUCAACAGGUACAAUGGCUACGGAUACGACCAUGGAUACGAUCAUGUCUAGCACUACUAUGUCCGCAAUGCCGAUGUCAGCUACAAUGACAAUGCCGGACAUGUCACCGUCCAUGACUUCAUUGAGUCCCCGUGGCUGUAUGCCGCCGAUGAUGUUUAAACAAGGUUACAAUGCCAGUUCACUGCCACCUGAGACCUGCACCAAUACCUCUUCGUCCUUGCUCACCAUCCCUGCGGAUCACACGCGUGGUUGGCUCGCCCUGAAUUUGGUCAACUCCGGUGCAGUCAGCAAAUUACAUGUGUCUCUGGAUGCACACUCCAUGUUUAUCUAUGCUGCCGACGGAUUGUAUGUGGAAAUACAGGAGGUGAAGGUGAGAUACCUUGGAAGAGCAUACGUUACAUCCCCUAGCCUGGGCUCAGCACACGUCAUUUUAGGUCCUAGAAAUAGAGAUCGGCCAACGGUACUCAGUUAUGAUUCGACUUGA
Molecule: messenger RNA, 1287 nt
Organism: Penicillium egyptiacum
Lineage: Eukaryota; Fungi; Ascomycota; Eurotiomycetes; Eurotiales; Aspergillaceae
Source: the annotation of a GenBank genome assembly